CCUCGCGCCACAGACUUCCGUCCUUCGCCCGCGCUUUCCGCCUCUUCUCUGCGCGCCCAUCGACAAUGGAUGGCAACUCCCUUCUCUCCGUACCCAGCAAUUUGGAGUCACCACUGAUGUACGAGGUGUCAGCGGCACAGGAGGGCAUUGCCAGCGGGAGCUUGAGAGGUGGCCUGGGGAGCUCCAUCACAGCCUGUAAGAAGGUUCUUUGCAGCAACAGCCUGCUCGAGUCUACAGACUACUGGCUACAGAAUCAGAGGACUCCCUGCCAGAUCGGUUUUGUGGAAGACAAGUCUGAAAACUGUGCUUCUGUUUGCUUCGUGAACCUGGAUGUGAACAAGGAUGCUUGCAGCACAGAGCACCUGCAGCAGAAAUUGGUCAAUGUUUCACCAGAUCUUCCAAAACUCAUCAGCUCCAUGAACGUCCAACGGCCAAAAGAAAAUGAAAUUGUCCUUCUAAGUGGGUUAACAUCUGGAAAUCUCCAGGCAGAUUUUGAAGUUUCACAGUGCCCUUGGCUGCCAGAUAUCUGCUUGGUCCAGUGUGCAAGAGGGAACAGGGCAAACAGUACCAACUGCAUCAUCUUUGAAAUCAACAAAUUUUUGAUCGGUCUGGAACUGGUGCAGGAGCGCCAGCUCCUUCUGGAAACAAGUAUCUUAAAAGUGGAGGAUGACACCAACUGCUCCCUGUCUUCAAUCGAGGAGGACUUUCUCACCGCCUCUGAGCACUUGGAGGAGGAAAACGAGGUGGAAGACUACAGGAGCGGUUAUGAGAAUAUAAAUGUCUCAGCUAAUGUUUUGGAAAGUAAAAGACCAAAGGAAGCCACUCUGCAGGAAUGGAAUAACAACAAGGAAAAGUUGUUUUAUGCUCUGGAAGACAAAUAUAUUGGCAAAUACCAUCCGAUGACGAAGGCAGAAGGAUCGGUGGAAAAAGUAGAAGACACCCUUUUGCAGAGUCUUGGUGCAUCACCCAAGCCAUUGGAAUGGAAAGGUGAAGCUGUGCAGAAUAAGAGCCUAGCCACAAAUUAUUAUUAUUUAGAAAAUGUUAAAGGUCAUGUGGAAAAAUCACAGGCACCAUAUAUUCCUGGGGAUGCUUACUUCUCCAGGAUGGUUAAGAACGGUGGGCCUCCCAUAUAUAGCACCCUCACUAAGCAUGACAACAGCUUGGAUCCAAGGGACUGUGAAGAUGGCACAAACUCCUUUCCUCCCAAACAGGACGGAGAAGCCACUACUGGCGAGUAUGCUACAAAUUUAGCAGAAUCCGUGCUGCAAGAUGCAUUUAUUCGGUUGUCCCAGUCUCAGCCUACACCUCCCCAAGAUUCCACAGUCAGUGUUUCUGUCGGAAAUGCUCUGCUACCCAGUGGCUGUUCCACAAAAGGUAUGGUGGUCCCUCAGUCAUGGAACAAGCUCCCCAAAAUUGUCAUUGUUCAGAGUCCAGAUGGCAGUGAUGCUGCCCCUGAGGCAGGCAUCCCCUCAUGGUCUGAGGUGGAGGUCUCCGUUGAAACCUCAGGUGUCCUCUCUGGAGAGAACUCCAGCAGACACCCUCAGAGUGCUCUAGAAGUUGCACUGGCUUGCGCGGCCACUGUGAUUGGAACCAUUUCCAGUCCUCAGGCCACAGAAAGGCUCAAAAUGGAGCAAGAAUCUUUGGUUUCGACCCCUUCAGUGGGAGGCCAUGAACCACUGCAAGCUCAAAUAUCCCAGGUACUCAAGGAGCCUUCCAUCAGUGAAUACUCCUUUCCAUCUGCUCUGUGUGGCAUGACUCAGGUGGCGAGUGCCGUUGCUGUGUGUGGCCUGGGUGAAACAGGAGAGGCGAAGGCUCCGAGUGGCCUCUCGUGUGCAGCUGAGGCCUGUACAGCCGUCCCCCCGCUCUGCAGUCUGGCGACAGCGGGGAGCCUGGAGCUGGGAAAUGAGGCCAUAGCUUGGGCAUUGCUCAAGGAGGCUGCUCUGGUUUUAACAAGGCCUGGUCCCUGCAGCAGCGUUGGAGACCUCAUGGAAUCCAUGAGCAAGAGAAUCAUAGAAACUGCUUCAAAGCCUCAGGUCUUUGAAAAUGUCAGCUCAGAAAAUGUCCUCAGGGAUGAUCUGGCACAGACCCUGUCCAGUGUUAUCCUGAAGCAUUCCAUUGAUGAAGCUCACCAGAAAAACAAAAUACUUGAUCACAAUGACAGCAGGCAUUCACCUGAAACCCUCGACACCUUGAUGGAAAGUGCCAGUCAGCUGCUCUUCCGUGUGAUAUGCUUUACAUUCAAGAAGAUGAGUCAUUUUGUACAGCUUGGGGAAUGCCCCGCUGUCCUCGCUAAUGAGGCCAUCAGCUGUACGGAAGCAGAAUUAGGCUACCGGCCACCUGACCAGGCUGGCAGUCUAGCCUGGACCAAAGCCAUUGAGUAUUCCAGCAGCUAUCCACUUAGCAAUCCACGCAGCGCUAGUCUUGUGAUCAAUGAUCUUGCAGAUGAUGUGUGUCCAAAGCAAGAUAGCAAGGGCCCAGUGAAGCCAGGCCUCUUCCAGAACCCCAUGCUGCAAUCUCAGUGGCCCUGUAGACCCAGAGAGCCUCAUUCUUCAACUGCUAAAACACCCCCCAGAGAAAUAUAUCAAAAAGCAAUGGCAGGAGAAGAUCCACACGACCCUCAUCAGAUGCGCAGGUACAGUGAGAAUGAGUACGGAGCCGCUUCGGAGGGAGAGUGGACACUGGCAGUGGGCAAGGGCAGCAGAGGUUCCCAGGAUGCAGAGGACAGCACCAGUGCAAACGCCCAGGAGAAGUAUAAUUGUGCCUCCCCUCUAAACAAUGAAAUUCAAGUGAACUUGUCAUUGUCAGGGAAUGACUUGCUGCUUCCUGCUCAACCUGUGCUACAGGCAAAACAUGCAGAUAUAUACUGCAUUACAGACUUCGCGGAAGAAUUAGCAGAGAUGAUUGUCUCCAUGGCAACUGAAAUCGCAGCAAUUUGCCUUGACAACUCAAAUGGAAAACAACCCUGGUUCUGUGCGUGGAAGAGAGGGAAUGAGUUUCCGGUUUCCCCGAACGUAUCCUGCCGGUCCUUGAAGAGGAAGAAGGAAAGCCAGACCAGUGGGGCCGCAGUGAGGAAGCACAAGCCACCAAGACUCAGCGAGAUCAAGAGGAAAACCGAUGAGCACCCGGAGCUUAAGGAGAAGCUGAUGAACAGGGUCAUGGAUGAGUCAAUGAACCUUGAGGACGUCCCGGAUUCUGUCAGUAUUUUUGCAAACGAAGUGGCAGCCAAGAUCAUGAACCUAACAGAGUUCUCCAUGGUGGACGGCGUCUGGCAAGCCCAGAGCCAUCCCCGGAACCGGUUACUCAGUGGAGACAGGUGGAACCGGCCGAAGGCCUCCAGCUGUGAAAGCAUCCCAGAGGAGGACUCGAACACCCAGGCUUAUGUAAACAGCCUGGGUUUAAUGAGUACCCUAAGUCAGCCAGUUAGCAGGGCCAGCUCUGUCUCCAAGCAGUCCAGCUGUGAGAGCAUCACUGAGGAGUUUUCCAGGUUCAUGGUAAACCAGAUGGAAAAUGAAGGAAGAGGGUUUGAGUUACUGCUGGAUUACUAUGCGGGCAAGAACGCCAGCAGCAUCCUGAACUCGGCCAUGCAACAGGCAUGCCGUAAAAAUGACCAUCUCAGUGUGAGGCCAAGCUGUCCCUCUAAGCAGUCCAGCACCGAGAGCAUAACGGAGGAGUUUUAUAGGUACAUGCUGAGGGACAUUGAAAGAGAAAGCAGGGACAGCACCUCCUCCAGACGAAGCAGCCAGGAUUGGACCGUUGGCUUACUGUCACCUUCUCUGCGAUCCCCAUUGUGUUACAGACAGUCGUCCAUGCCAGAUAGCAGAUCCCUGGGGGCCAGGCUGACAGUGAAUGCACCCAUCAAAGCCAACUCUUUAGAUGGCUUCGCUCAAAACAGCCAGCAAGAUUUCCUAAGUGUACAUCCAGUCAGUAGCGCUUCCUCCUCAGGUCUCUGCAAAUCUGACUCUUGCUUGUAUUGGAGAGGUGGAACGGACCAGAUCACCAACAUGUUAAUUCACGAGACGUGGGCAAACUCAAUCAAAGCCCUCAUGCAGAAGAACAAAAUUAUAGUGGAUGAUGCCAAGGCAGCUGAGGUUGAUCCUGCCUCUGGUGGCUCUCCCAUGCAAGUGGAGAAAUGUGCAAACAGACCAGCUUCAAGCAGAGUGCAAAGUGGGCCAAGUCUUCUUGUUCAGGAGCCCAUUGAUAACCAAAGGAAAGGCUCCGUUACUGAAAGCAAACAGCCCUCAGUGUUGUCUCAGAGCAAAGCUGCUCCUCUUACAAACCACAACAGUUUAGAUUCUUUUAAAAAGGAAACUUCUUCGUGCUAUGGGACGAUGCCUGUAAACCGCACCAGGAGGUCACUUUGCUCAAGAGAAGUGCCUUUAAUUCACAUCGAAACGGAUCAGAGAGAAGAGUGUGUUGGAGAAACUGAACAUUCCCCCUCUGAAACCAGGCCCCUACAAGAAGCAGAGGAGCAUUUGAAAGAUGAAAAUGUCCCAGAUGUGAUGAAGGGAGGAGACACUACCGGGAGUGCCUGCCAAAACCCCAGUGACAGUCUUGAUGCCAGAGAGGUAACAGGGGCUGAAGUCUCGGCAGAAGGCAGAGCCCCUGAUGAGUUCCCCAACCUUUCCGGCAGCAGUGGGGAGAGCACGGACAGCUGGUCCCAGCUUGCCAAUGAGGAGGACAAUCCAGACGACACGAGUAGCUUCCUGCAGUUCAGUGAGCGAUCCAUAAGCAAUGGCAACAGUAGUGCCACUAGCAGUCUUGGCACUAUGGACCUGGACAUUUAUCAGGAAAGCAUGCCAUCUUCUCCCAUGAUUAAUGAAUUAGUAGAAGAAAAGGAGAUUCUUAAAGGACAGUCAGAAAACGUAGAGGAAGGUGCCUCUGGAGUGCCGGUGGAAGCGGCCAGCCCCCAGGGGAGCCUGCUGGUGAUCAACUUUGACCUGGAGCCAGAGUGUCCUGAUGCUGAACUUCGAGCCACGCUGCAGUGGAUAGCUGCAUCUGAACUUGGGAUCCCCACCAUCUAUUUUAAGAAAUCUCAGGAAAACAGAAUCGAAAAGUUUUUAGAUGUCGUGCGGCUGGUUCAGCAGAAGUCCUGGAAAGUGGGAGAUAUCUUUCACGCAGUUGUUCAGUAUUGCAAAGUGCAUGAGGAGCAGAAGGAAGGGACCCCAAGUCUCUUUGACUGGCUCUUGGAACUGGGAUAA
This is a messenger RNA of Enhydra lutris kenyoni (northern sea otter), 5198 nucleotides long. It is a transcript of the gene SPHKAP, whose product is annotated as SPHK1 interactor, AKAP domain containing. Bases 66 to 5198 code for a protein of 1710 amino acids. The transcript has 12 exons. The record is from RefSeq and is a predicted model, not a curated record. Gene Ontology annotation, cellular component: cytoplasm. Gene Ontology annotation, molecular function: protein kinase A binding. Lineage: Eukaryota; Metazoa; Chordata; Mammalia; Carnivora; Mustelidae.